CCUACUCCGGACGAUGCCGCCGAGUACGCGGCGGCGGCGGCGCGCUCUGGAGGUCUGAAGCCGCGGCUGGCUGCCACGGGCCGGCGGCGCGAUGAGCUGGGCAGCCGCCCCCGGCUCAGGGCUGUGAGCGGCUCGGGGCCGGGGGUGGGCGGUGGUGCGGCGGACGGCCGACGCUCCAUUUCGGCGGCGGCGGCGGCGGCGGCCAUGCGCGCAGCGGCGCGGCUGAGGCGGCCGGGCCGGGGCAGCCUCCUGGGGGCCCGCGGCCUGAGGGCCCCGUCGCCGCCGCCGCCGCUGCUGCUGCCUCUGCUGGCGCUGCUGGCGCUGCUGCCCGCGCCUGGCGCCGCCGCCGCCCUCGCCCCGCGGUCCCCGGCGCUGCCGCCGGCGGCCGCGGGGCCCAGCGUAAGCCUCUACCUGAGCGAGGACGAGGUGCGCCGGCUGAUCGGUCUUGAUGCAGAACUUUAUUAUGUGAGAAAUGACCUUAUUAGUCACUACGCUCUAUCCUUUAAUCUGUUAAUACCCAGUGAGACAAAUUUCCUGCACUUCACCUGGCAUGCAAAGUCCAAGGUUGAAUAUAAGCUGGGAUUCCAGGUAGACAAUUUUUUGGCAAUGGACAUGCCCCAGGUCAACAUUUCUGUUCAGGGGGAAGUUCCACGCACUUUAUCAGUGUUUCGGGUAGAGCUUUCCUGUACUGGCAAGGUAGAUUCUGAAGUUAUGAUACUAAUGCAGCUCAACUUAACAGUAAAUUCUUCAAAAAAUUUUACCGUCUUAAAUUUUAAACGAAGGAAAAUGUGCUACAAAAAACUUGAAGAAGUAAAAACUUCAGCCUUGGACAAAAACACUAGCAGAACUAUUUAUGAUCCUGUACAUGCAGCUCCAACCACUUCUACGCGUGUGUUUUAUAUUAGUGUAGGGGUUUGUUGUGCAGUAAUAUUUCUUGUAGCAAUAAUAUUAGCUGUUUUGCACCUUCAUAGUAUGAAAAGGAUUGAACUGGAUGACAGCAUUAGUGCCAGCAGUAGUUCCCAAGGGCUGUCUCAGCCAUCCACCCAGACGACUCAGUAUCUGAGAGCUGACACACCCAACAAUGCAACUCCUAUCACCAGCUCCUCAGGUUAUCCUACCUUGCGGAUAGAGAAGAACGACUUGAGAAGUGUCACUCUUUUGGAGGCCAAAGCCAAGGUGAAGGAUAUAGCAAUAUCCAGGGAGAGGGUAACUCUAAAAGAUGUACUCCAAGAAGGUACUUUUGGGCGUAUUUUCCAUGGGAUUUUAAUAGAUGAAAAAGAUCCAAAUAAAGAAAAACAAGCAUUUGUCAAAACAGUUAAAGAUCAAGCUUCUGAAAUUCAGGUGACAAUGAUGCUCACUGAAAGUUGUAAGCUGCGAGGUCUUCAUCACAGAAAUCUUCUUCCUAUUACUCAUGUGUGCAUAGAAGAAGGAGAAAAGCCCAUGGUGAUAUUGCCUUACAUGAAUUGGGGGAAUCUUAAAUUGUUUUUACGGCAGUGCAAGUUAGUAGAGGCCAAUAAUCCACAGGCGAUUUCUCAACAAGACCUGGUACACAUGGCUAUUCAGAUUGCCUGUGGCAUGAGCUACUUGGCCAGAAGGGAAGUCAUCCACAAAGACCUGGCUGCGAGGAACUGUGUGAUUGAUGACACACUUCAAGUUAAGAUCACAGACAAUGCCCUCUCCAGAGACUUGUUCCCCAUGGACUAUCACUGUCUGGGGGACAAUGAAAACAGGCCAGUUCGUUGGAUGGCUCUUGAAAGUCUGGUUAAUAACGAGUUCUCUAGUGCUAGUGAUGUGUGGGCCUUUGGAGUGACGCUGUGGGAACUCAUGACUCUGGGCCAGACGCCCUACGUGGACAUUGACCCCUUCGAGAUGGCCGCAUACCUGAAAGAUGGUUACCGAAUAGCCCAGCCAAUCAACUGUCCUGAUGAAUUGUUUGCUGUGAUGGCCUGUUGCUGGGCCUUAGAUCCAGAGGAGAGGCCCAAGUUUCAGCAGCUGGUACAGUGUCUCACAGAGUUUCAUGCGGCCCUGGGAGCCUACGUCUGACUCUUCUCUCACAGUCCCAUAGCAUCAGGAGGAAGGUGCCUGUCGGGGCUCACUUGAAGCUUGUCACAGAUGCUUCGUAUCGAAUACAAUGCCAGCAGAAGCACAUUUGUCAUUUGUCUUCCGGAUCACCGUGCCUUAGGAAUGCUUUAGAAUCUGAACUUUUUAAGACAGACUUAAUAAUGUGGCAUAUUUUCUAGAUAUCACUUUUAUUAGGUUGAACUGAAAGGUUUUUGUAAAUUUUUUGGCCAAAAUUUUUUAAAACGUAAGUUACUUUGGAUUAGGGGUACAUUCUUACAAAAUAAAUAAUUAUGGUUUUUAAAAUUGUUUAGACACAGAUAUUUGGAAUUAGCUAUAUUAGUGCCAACUGCUUUUUAUUUUUUUACUUCAUUAAGGUGAUGUAAGUGACUCACCUUUAAAGUUUUUUUAAUGUUAUUUUUUAUCACUACUCUUGGAAAUGGUUUGUCUUCAAGAUGCAAUACUUAGGAAAGGAAAAACAGCAUAAAAAGAUACUGGUUUACCUUGUACAAGAAAAGGGCAAUGUUAGAGGAAGAAAAUUUAAAGAAAAGCUAGAGGAAAAAAAUUUUGUUAAAUACUUAUUAGAAAGCAAACUGCCCUUACAUGGAAAACUGGUUUUUUUUUGUUUGUUUGUUUUGUUUUUUUUUUUGUUUUCUUGGUGAAAAGGAAUUCUACUUUCUUAUUUUUGGGAAAGCAGGAAGUGAGUUCAUUACAUUUUACAUUUGGCAGAAAUUAGCCUUUCUGUGAACCAGAAGUGGUUUGGGGCAGAUCUGUAGUAAGCAAUUGUGAUUUUAUUUAUUUUUACUCUCUGGGAAAGGAGAUAAUACAAUUCCAGAAAGUGAACUCAUAUUUCUAAGGUUAAGAUUCCUUUUUAUUGCACCUAGAAUAGUGCUAUGCACAGAGAGGGUGCUUGAGUUGACAUUUAAAAAAAAAAUGUAAACUGGUAAAUUUUGUGCUAAUCUUCAAGGCUGGCUUAAGUAUAAAAUUGUUUUUUUUUUUAAACACUUGAAAAAUUAAAGGAUUUGUUUUAUAUUA
Molecule: messenger RNA, 3093 nt
Organism: Callithrix jacchus (white-tufted-ear marmoset)
Lineage: Eukaryota; Metazoa; Chordata; Mammalia; Primates; Cebidae
Gene: RYK
Product: receptor like tyrosine kinase
Biological process (GO): positive regulation of kinase activity; cell surface receptor protein tyrosine kinase signaling pathway; axonogenesis
Cellular component (GO): plasma membrane; signaling receptor complex
Molecular function (GO): protein kinase activity; ATP binding
Source: RefSeq, a predicted model, not a curated record